This is a messenger RNA of Sarcophilus harrisii (Tasmanian devil), 2212 nucleotides long. RefSeq names its product solute carrier family 5 member 2 (gene SLC5A2). Gene Ontology annotation, cellular component: plasma membrane. NCBI's taxonomy places the organism in Eukaryota, Metazoa, Chordata, Mammalia, Dasyuromorphia, Dasyuridae. Bases 50 to 2044 code for a protein of 664 amino acids. The record is from RefSeq and is a predicted model, not a curated record. Gene Ontology annotation, molecular function: D-glucose:sodium symporter activity. Gene Ontology annotation, biological process: sodium ion transport; transmembrane transport. The transcript is spliced from 14 exons.
UAGGGGGAGGCCAGUGCCCAGAUAGGACUAGAGGCAGAGCUGAGGCAUCAUGGAGGAGAGCACGGCAGACUCCAGGAACUUCAUUGACAACCCAGCAGACAUCAUUGUCAUCGCUGGCUACUUCGUUUUGGUCAUCGGGGUCGGUCUGUGGUCCAUGUGUCGGACAAACCGGGGGACCAUUGGAGGAUACUUCUUGGCUGGGAGAAACAUGAUAUGGUGGCCGGUUGGGGCCUCUCUCUUUGCCAGCAACAUUGGGAGUGGACAUUUUGUGGGCCUGGCCGGGACAGGUGCAGCAAGUGGACUAGCUGUGGCAGGAUUUGAAUGGAAUGCCCUCUUCGUGGUGUUGCUCCUGGGCUGGCUGUUUGCACCAGUGUACCUGACAGCAGGAGUCAUCACUAUGCCCCAGUACCUGAGAAAGCGAUUUGGGGGUCAUCGAAUCCGUCUCUACCUUUCAGUGCUCUCGCUCUUCCUCUACAUCUUCACCAAAAUCUCUGUAGACAUGUUCUCUGGGGCUGUGUUCAUUCAGCAGGCUCUGGGCUGGAACAUCUAUGCCUCUGUUAUUGCCCUCCUGGGCAUCACCAUGAUCUACACAGUGACAGGUGGCCUGGCUGCACUGAUGUACACAGAUACUGUCCAGACUUUCGUCAUUCUUGGGGGAGCAUUCAUUCUCAUGGGCUACGCCUUCAAUGAGGUGGGCGGAUAUACAGGCCUCUUUGCCAAGUACUUGGAAGCCAAGACCACACAAACCUUUUCUGAGGACCCCAUGGUGGGCAACAUCUCUCCCUCCUGCUACCAGCCCCGUGCUGACUCGUUUCACCUCCUCCGGGACCCAGUGGCCGGGGAUCUGCCUUGGCCAGCCCUGCUGAUAGGGCUCACCAUUGUCUCUGGCUGGUAUUGGUGCAGUGACCAGGUUAUUGUACAGAGAUGCCUAGCUGGAAAGAACUUGACCCACAUUAAGGCUGGCUGUAUCCUGUGUGGCUACCUGAAGCUGCUGCCCAUGUUCCUGAUGGUCAUGCCAGGAAUGAUUAGCCGAAUUCUCUUCCCAGAUAAGGUGGCAUGUGUGGCUCCAGAAGUGUGUAAGCAGAUCUGCGGUACAGAGGUUGGCUGUUCCAACAUUGCCUACCCCCUCCUGGUGGUGAAACUCAUGCCCAACGGUCUUCGGGGACUAAUGCUGGCUGUCAUGCUGGCUGCACUCAUGAGCUCCCUGGCCUCCAUCUUCAACAGCAGUAGCACCCUCUUCACUAUGGAUAUUUAUACAAGGUUACGGCCCCGAGCUGGAGACAAAGAGUUACUGCUGGUGGGCCGGCUCUGGGUGCUAUUUAUUGUCGCAGUCUCAAUUGCUUGGCUCCCUGUGGUCCAGGCUGCACAAGGUGGUCAGCUCUUUGACUACAUCCAAGCCAUCUCCAGCUACCUGGCCCCACCAGUUUCAGCUGUUUUUGUUCUUGCUCUCUUUGUGCCCAGGGUCAAUGAACCUGGUGCCUUUUGGGGGUUAAUUGGGGGCCUCCUAAUAGGGUUGGCUCGCCUCAUCCCAGAGUUCUCCUUUGGCACUAGCAGCUGUGUCCGACCCUCCUCCUGCCCUGGUCUCUUCUGUGGUGUCCACUAUCUCUACUUUGCCAUUGUGCUUUUUGUCUGUUCCUGUAUUUUAAUUCUCACCAUCUCCUUCUGCACAACACCGAUCCCCCAAAAGCAUCUUCACCGCCUUGUGUUCAGUCUCCGUCACAGUAAAGAAGAACGGGAGGACCUAGACACAGAUGAGCAGGAGGCAGAAGCCCCUGAAUCUCCUGUGCCGAACGGCCAAUUGGAACAUGCAGUAGAGAUAGAUGAACCACCACGAGAAACCCCAGGCUUACUCCGCCACUGCCUGCUCUGGUUCUGUGGGAUGAGCGGAAGUAGUCCAAGUAGCUCCUCACCUCCCACAGCUGAAGAAACAAGAGCCCAGCAACUGGAAGACAUUAGUGAGGAUCCCCGAUGGUCUCGGAUUGUCAACCUCAAUGCAUUGCUCAUGAUGGCAGUGGCAGUUUUCCUAUGGGGUUUUUAUGCCUGAGACCUCUGAUAGUGGAGCACUGGUGAUGCAGUGCUAUCCUGGCUCUCUGCUGUUGGGAAUUGGGGGGAGGAGGGGAGAAGGAACUGGGAAGCUGGGCAACUCCAGCACUGAUACUGCUGGAAUCUAGGAUAAACAAUCUAAGAGGAAUAAAAACAAGCCCUAGCAUGA